AUGCUUCCCGGGGUAGGCGUGUUCGGCACUAGCCUCACGGCCCGUGUCAUCAUCCCACUGCUGAAAGACGAGGGCUUCGCGGUGAAGGCGCUGUGGGGCCGCACGCAGGAGGAAGCGGAGGAGCUGGCCAAGGAGAUGAGCGUCCCCUUCUACACCAGCCGCAUCGACGAAGUGCUGCUGCAUCAGGACGUGGACUUGGUGUGCAUCAACCUUCCGCCGCCGCUCACCAGGCAGAUCGCCGUCAAGACUCUGGGCAUCGGCAAGAACGUCAUCUGCGACCGCGCGGCCACGCCGCUGGACGCCUUCCGCAUGAUGUCGGCCGCCCACUACUACCCGAAGCUCAUGAGCGUCAUGGGCAACGUGCUGCGCUUCCUGCCGGCCUUCGUGCGCAUGAAGCAGCUCAUCGAGGAGGGCUACGUGGGCGAGCUGCUGGUGUGCGAGGUGCAGGUGCAUGGCGGCAGCCUGCUGGGCAAGAAGUACAACUGGAGCUGCGACGACCUGAUGGGCGGCGGCGGGCUGCACUCGGUGGGCACCUACAUCAUCGACCUGCUGACCUUCCUCACCGGCCAGAAGGCCGUCAAGGUCCACGGGCUGCUCAAGACCUUCGUGAAGCAGACCGACCACAUCAGGGGCAUCCGCCAGAUCACCAGCGACGACUUCUGCACCUUCCAGAUGGUGCUGGAGGGCGGGGUGUGCUGCACUGUCACCCUCAACUUCAACGUGCCCGGCGAGUUCAAGCAGGACGUGACCGUGGUGGGCUCGGCCGGGCGCCUCCUGGCCGUGGGCACGGACCUGUACGGCCAGCGCAACAGCGCCCCGGAGCAGGAGCUGCUGGUGCGGGACGCCACGCCGGUCAGCAACUCCCUGCUGCCCGAGAAGGCUUUCAGCGACAUCCCGUCGCCGUACCUGCGUGGCACCAUCAAGAUGAUGCAGGCCGUGCGCCAGGCCUUCCAGGACCAGGACGAUCGGCGCACGUGGGACGGCCGGCCGCUCACCAUGGCCGCCACCUUCGACGACUGCCUCUACGCCCUGUGCGUGGUGGACACCAUCAAGCGGUCCAGCCAGACGGGCGAGUGGCAGAACAUCGCGGUGAUGACGGAGGAGCCCGAGCUCAGCCCCGCCUACCUGAUCAGCGAGGCUAUGCGGCGCAGCAGGGUGUCUCUGUACUGUUAG
Molecule: messenger RNA, 1173 nt
Organism: Rangifer tarandus platyrhynchus (Svalbard reindeer)
Lineage: Eukaryota; Metazoa; Chordata; Mammalia; Artiodactyla; Cervidae
Source: the annotation of a GenBank genome assembly